UCAAAGAAUUACAUAAAAGAACCGCAGGAUUUUCCGUUCGUUGGUUUUGCGGUUUUCCCGACACGGAAACGAGUUCUUCGCGUGCUGCAAUCCCCUCCCGCAAUGGCCUCCAUUCUGCGCUCCUUUGCCACGGCAGUGGCCAAGAGUGGCGUCCUGAAUGCAAACGCUCUUCAGCGGGUUACUCCGGCGGUGAUGCUGCGCUACAAGUCGUCGGAAGCAGCAGCGGAUACGAGACCCACGGUCCGUAAGCCCGACGCUGUGGCCCGAUCGGAGUUGAGCGACUUUGGCCGGUACGUCGCAGAGUGCAUGCCGAAGUACGUGCAAAAGGUGCAGCUAACGUCGGGCGACGAGCUGGAGGUGCUGAUUGCGCCGGAAGGCGUCGUUCCGGUGCUGCAGUUCCUUAAGGACCACCACAACGCCCAGUUCGCGAAUCUAGUCGACAUCGCCGGCAUGGACGUGCCGUCGCGUCCGUUCCGUUUCGAGAUCAUCUACAACAUCCUUUCGCUGCGGUAUAACUCGCGCAUCCGCGUCAAAACGUACACCGACGAGCUGACGCCGAUCGAUUCGUGUAACGAGGUGUUCAAGGCCGCCAACUGGUACGAGCGCGAGAUCUGGGAUAUGUACGGUGUGUUCUUUGCCAACCAUCCGGAUCUGCGUCGCAUUCUCACCGAUUACGGUUUCGAAGGGCACCCGCAAAGACGUGACUUUCCUCUCAGUGGGUACGUUGAGCUGCGUUACGACGACGAGAAGAAGCGCGUCGUCUGCGAGCCGCUCGAGUUGGCCCAAGAGUUCCGCAAGUUCGAUCUGUCCGCCCCGUGGGAACAGUUCCCGAACUUCCGCAAUGCGAACCCGGCUACCGAGGAGGUGAAGCCAGCCGAGAAGUGAAGUGCGCCUGUGUGCCGUUUUCCGUUUAUAGGAUGAAAUACAAAACCUGGUUAUAAUUGUAAAAACA
Messenger RNA from Anopheles bellator, 952 nucleotides. RefSeq names its product NADH dehydrogenase [ubiquinone] iron-sulfur protein 3, mitochondrial (gene ND-30). Bases 103 to 885 code for a protein of 260 amino acids. The transcript has 3 exons. Gene Ontology annotation, molecular function: NADH dehydrogenase (ubiquinone) activity. The record is from RefSeq and is a predicted model, not a curated record. Lineage: Eukaryota; Metazoa; Arthropoda; Insecta; Diptera; Culicidae.